Messenger RNA from Ornithorhynchus anatinus (platypus), 1110 nucleotides. Its product is annotated as 3-galactosyl-N-acetylglucosaminide 4-alpha-L-fucosyltransferase FUT3-like. The coding region runs from base 1 to 1110 and encodes 369 amino acids. The transcript has a single exon. NCBI's taxonomy places the organism in Eukaryota, Metazoa, Chordata, Mammalia, Monotremata, Ornithorhynchidae. Gene Ontology annotation, cellular component: membrane. The record is from RefSeq and is a predicted model, not a curated record. Gene Ontology annotation, molecular function: alpha-(1->3)-fucosyltransferase activity.
AUGGAGAACUCUCACCUGCUGAACAUCCCCUGUUCCAAGCAGCUUCUAAUCUUCUUGCUCUGUCAGUUCGUGGCUUCGUUCUGCCUAUCCUCUUUCAUCUGGGUGUCCAGAGGGCAGAGGAUGAAUCUUCAAUCUACCCUGCAGUUGUCCCUGGGAUCUAGGAAUACCACCGAGGUGGUUCCAAACUCUGUGGAGGAAGAGAAGCAUAAACUAGUCAUUCUGCUGUGGACCUGGCCCUUCCAUGUGCCGUUUCCCCUUGAAAGCUGUCCACCACUCCACGGCACCUUCGACUGCCACUUCACAACCAACCGCAGCUGGUUCUCCUCGGCCAACGCCGUGAUCGUCCACCACUGGGACGUGCAGGGCAACCCAAGUCAGCUGACCCGGCUCCACCGGGACCCCAGCCAGCGCUGGAUCUGGUUCAAUCUGGAGCCUCCGAUAAACAGCCGCAACCUAAAAGCCCUAAAUAACCUCUUCAACAUGACCAUGUCCUACCGGAGCGACUCUGACAUCUUUAUCCCCUACGGCAAGCUGGAGCCACUGGACAAGCCAGAGAACUUCACCAUCCCCCCGAAAUCCAAGAUGGUGGCUUGGGCUGUGAGUAACUGGAACCCAUCCUCCCGCCGGGUGCAAUAUUAUGAGGAGCUGAAGAAACACCUCCAGGUGGAUGUAUUUGGGCGCCAACACAAACCACUACCCAAGAGUCAGCUCCUCUCCACCGUAUCCCAGUACAGGUUCUACCUGGCCUUCGAGAAUUCCCAGCACCAGGACUACAUCACCGAGAAGCUGUGGCACAACGCCCUGGCCUCGGGCACCGUGCCCGUGGUCCUGGGCCCAUCCCGCAAGAACUAUGAGCGCUUUCUUCCCCCAGAGGCCUUCAUCCAUGUGGAUGACUUCCCCAGCCCCCAAGCCCUGGCCCAACACCUCCACAAAGUGGCCAGCGACGAGGCUCGUUACCGGGAAUACUUCCGGUGGAGGAGCUCCUUCCGAGUGGUGCACAGGUUCAGCUGGAUGUGGCAUCUUUGCAAGGCCUGCCAGGCUCUGCACGUAGCCACCACCUAUCAGACGGUCCCCUGCUUGGAAGAUUGGUUCCUGGUGGGCUCUCACUGA